Molecule: messenger RNA, 435 nt
Organism: Caenorhabditis remanei
Lineage: Eukaryota; Metazoa; Nematoda; Chromadorea; Rhabditida; Rhabditidae
Exons: 3
Coding region: 1-435 (144 amino acids)
Source: RefSeq, a predicted model, not a curated record
AUGCCGUGGGUGCUCAAGGUCUUCCUCCGAUCGAUAUACAGAGUUGUAUCAUGCAUUUUUAAAAAAGGAACCAAUGACUUGCCGGGAUUGGAGAAGUUGUUGAAGGAUUAUAAGGUGGAUAUGGUGUUUUAUGGACAUAAGCAUACGUAUGAGAGAAUGUGGCCGAUUUAUGAUAAAGUUGGAUAUAAAUCGGGAGACGCUGGACAUAUCAAAAAUGCAAAGGCCCCGGUGUACAUUUUGACGGGAUCAGCGGGCUGUCACACCCAUGAGGGACCGUCCGACACGACACCCCAAUCGUUCUCAGCAAGCCGUCUCGGCCAAUAUGGAUAUACUCGUUUGAAAGUGUACAACUCUACGCAUAUCAGCACGUAUUUUGUUGAUACCGAUGACAAAGUUGGGAAUUUUUUGGAUCGGUUCUAUUUGGAGAAGGAUUGA